AUGUCGCCUCCUCACAAGAAACGGAGAAUUACCUCGGACGAGGUCCAGGAUGUUGCUGCACAGUUUGAUUUCGAAAUUUCUGUCCGGGAAAGGAUUCGGCAAGUCACUGCGCAAAGGAUUCAAUGGGCUCAAGCGUUACUGAAUGAAAUUCCUGAUUCAUGUGACGCAGACAGUGCGCCAACCGUAUACAAGAAUAUCGCUCUGGGCGCAUGGGACGCCGUGAACUGUCCCACUUUUGUCCUUCUGGACAGAGUGAUUCCCCCAAGCCCAAUUCAGCAUGCUGCCCUUCCCGAUCCCGCUCUGGGUGCUCCUCGGGUUCGGAAGCAGAAGUUUUUGUAUAUCAAGCCCUCUGAGGCUGGCGAAGCUGGUCUACUUAUCUUGAAGUGCCCUGCAUGCCUUCGUACAUCAUUUACAUCGUUACAAGGCCUGCUAAACCAUGCACGUCUGGCACACAAGAUUGAAUGGGGGACGCAUGAUGAUUGCAUCAGUGCUUGUGCAGUCGUAAACGACCAAGAAGACCUCGUGGUAGAAGAUGGCCUCGAGGUUGGAGGCACUCUAUCCGUUCUACCGAGUUUGCAGCGUUUGUUCCAGAGUGCUCUUCGUGGUCAAGUCGCUCCACAGGACAUCCUACCUGCCGGUGCUACCACUACUCCCACACUGGAGGACAGAACCGCCGAAAGCAACCAGAAUGUUUCCCAUCAAGACUCGGUCUCGACACACAUAUCCAGGACCCUUGGAUUCCAUGCUGAGACGCCUGCACUAGCACCUUUCUUAGGCAAGACCGCGACUCGGCGGGGGAUCAAGGCAUGGAAUGAGCUUGAAGACAUCGAUGUCUACGGCGGGAUACAAUCCCCGAAGAAGACCCACAGAACUGGCCGUGUUCUUACUGCACGCAACAAAGCUUCGUUGGUUGAGGACGCGGACUCUACCGCGAGCCCUCCUACAGAUCGUACCCCGCCUUCUGAGGUUGGGCCUGCACCUGCCGGAGUCAAUGUCAAACAAGACGACCUUUUCUCCGGACUAGAUCCCUUACGAAUUCAAUCAAGCCGUUUCUAUUUCUCCACCCGUAUAAUCAUCACUGACAGGAGUUGGUAUCAGCCUCCACAACGUCGAGGCAAGAGCAAACAUACUCACAAAUGGAUGAUAUCUGUGGAAGCUCCCUCAUAUAGCAUCAACAUUACCUCUAUCUUGAAAACCCUCCGCGUAUCGUUAGCUGACCAUCAGCCCCUUGACGACAACGCUCCCGAAAUCUCGUCGCUCGGUUGCUCAAAUCCACCGUAUGUCGUUGUUGGUUGGACCUCCCAGCCUUUCCUGGCCAACGUGGAGCUCGAGUUCAACGAUGCUGGAGAUGGUUCAAGUAAAGGACAAACUAUCACUUUCGAACAUUGGGUCGAGCUCGACCAAUUAGGCGUCUCUCAUCCCGUGAUGGGCGCUGAACAAGUCGUCGAUGUUGAGCUCGAAAAGAGGAUGCGGGUGCUACCUCCAAGAAAGGAUGUCGUCAGUAUAAACAACAAAUCACUAUGGGCUACAGAUUCCGCAAAAGUGGAAACGGACAACUCCAAAAUGUCGCUUGGAGAACAGACGAAGAAGGAUACAUCCGAUAUUGAUAAACUGCUGAAUGACUUGGUGUCUAAGUUCCCCAUGACUCACAAAGACAUCAAGUCUCGGGGACGUGUAAAUCUUUCUCAACUGCCAUACAUGCUGGUCCUAUCUCCUAAUCAAUUCAAGGCACUGAAUCUAGGGCGACGAAAGGCCAUCGAGUGGGGGCGUGCAAGGGCUAUCCGGGACGCUUACAACCAGGACGUGCACACGAAACGCCCAGGAGACCCGCGCUUUAAGCUACUGAAGACGGUCGAUGUAUUCGACUGGCUCGAGAGCAAAUGUCUUUUCAUUCGUGCCAGACCCCCUCCUCCCGUCACUCAAACUAAAAUGAUCGGGGGCGAGGCUCUCGAUGCCUGGUGUGGGUACUGCGGCUUGCGACUUGACGACGAUGUCUCUGUGCAUGCUUCUGGGUCGUGUAUCUUCACUGGAGCGGCGACACAGCCCGUUUCCCUGAAUUCAAUUCCCCCACUCGACAGCCUUUCCAUACUUCGAAACCCCACGACUAGCGUCGCGCCGGCUAUCGUUCCCACUGCGUCACUUUCAUCGCCACACUUCAAGCCUCGCUCUCUAGUUGCGAUUGCUGAUCCUAAGCUAACAAUCGGUGUCAUGAACACCGUAUCCCUACUCAAGUUACCCACUUUGCAGACUCCCCAUAACCAAGGGCCUUUCCCCCUUGAUAGAUUGGGUAACACUGUUAGCGCGGUUGAUGCUCAGCUCGCCCCAUACGCUACCAUCGGCCUCGCUUUACGGUCACUCAUAAAGGUUCUCGUUGGCAGCGCCUUGGAUGUCGCAAAGGAGGACAAGCACAAUAGGGAACAAUCCUCUGGGAUUGUUGCGAGCCGGAGAGUUUUAACGGCAAGCCACUUAAUGCGAGGGAUUGCGCGCGGUCAACAGGAGAGCAGCACCCUCGAGGCAAAGCUGUUGUAUUUAAGCCUUGCGACCAUGAGAAUUGAUGUACAUGAAUGA
Molecule: messenger RNA, 2568 nt
Organism: Pleurotus ostreatus (oyster mushroom)
Lineage: Eukaryota; Fungi; Basidiomycota; Agaricomycetes; Agaricales; Pleurotaceae
Exons: 8
Coding region: 1-2568 (855 amino acids)
Biological process (GO): regulation of DNA-templated transcription
Source: RefSeq, a predicted model, not a curated record